Messenger RNA from Daucus carota subsp. sativus, 1112 nucleotides. Its product is annotated as psbP domain-containing protein 3, chloroplastic. The record is from RefSeq and is a predicted model, not a curated record. Gene Ontology annotation, biological process: photosynthesis. Bases 78 to 824 code for a protein of 248 amino acids. Gene Ontology annotation, molecular function: calcium ion binding. Lineage: Eukaryota; Viridiplantae; Streptophyta; Magnoliopsida; Apiales; Apiaceae. The transcript has 11 exons. Gene Ontology annotation, cellular component: extrinsic component of membrane; photosystem II oxygen evolving complex; photosystem II.
AUAUCCGAAGAUUUUCUAAAAACAAUAAUAUCUAUAAGGCUAAAACACCACCGGACUAGAGAGAGGAGAGAGAAAAAAUGGCGGUAGCUUCGUCGUUGCAGUUCAUUCAAUCUAACAAUCUGCUUCUUCCUCGUCCUCAACCCCUCAACACUCUCAAAGAUUACAAAAUCUCAAGUGCUAUCUGCUGCAAGAACGCUCAAAUUUCAAGCUGUGCUCCCAUUCAAGAUGAAGCUCAAAUUAAAAGAAGAGAGGCAUUGUUUCAGACAGUCUUUGCUGCUUUUUCUUUACCUUCGAUUGUUCCACUUGCAAUUGCAGAAACUGCUGUGGCUGAGGAAUAUCGCACUUACUCUGAUGAUGUCAAUAAGUUCAAGAUAUCGAUACCUCAAGAUUGGGAAGUAGGUACAGGAGAUGGCAACGGAUUGAAGUCAGUGACUGCAUUCUACCCUGCAGAAGCUUCUUCCUCUGGUUCAAGUGUGAGUGUUGUAAUCACGGGUCUGGGUCCGGAUUUCACCAAAUUGGAGUCUUUCGGGAAUGUUGAUGCUUUUGCGGAGAAUCUGGUCAGUGGAUUGGACAGAAGCUGGCAGAGGCCGCCAGGUGUAAAAGCAGUACUCCUUAACUCUAAAUCAUCCAAAGGCUUUUACUUCAUAGAAUACACCUUGAAGAAUCCAGGUGAAAGUGAGAGACAUCUUUUUUCAGUGCUUGGUGUUGCAAACAAUGGUUGGUACAACAGAUUGUAUACCCUCACAGGACAGUUUGUUGAAGAGGAUGCAGAAAAAUAUGGUUCAAAAAUCCAAAAGGUUGUUUCAUCCUUUCGGUUCAUCUGAAAAAGUAGACACAGGGUUUUGUAAUCUAUGACUUAUACCAUGACGAAAAGUUCUGUAGAGUGCUUGCACAUCACGGAGGCUCGAAGUAGUAUAAUUUUCCCAAGGUAUUGCGGUGAAGCUCUAUCGACGAGUGAACUAUGUCUAGAAGUGCUAGAUAAGUUUGUACAGAAGCAAAUGCUGAACUUCAUAUUUUUGAAACUAAUAAUGUAAUCCUCUUCAGUUAAGACCUAUCCAAAGUUCAAAUUAAAUAUUCCUGAGUUCAUACUGCAUGCUGGGUUUUGUAGUUCA